GGAUUUCCCGGCUUAUUACAAUUAAAUCGAAAGUGAAACACCAGUCGAUCGAUACAAGCGAUUUUUGCAAAGACAUAUAACAAGGUUGAACGUUAAAUCGCAAAAGGAUACUGUGUAUAAAUAUAUAUAAAAAUGACAUCACGUUAGGAGAGACAUCAAAUUACAAAACUAUAUUUGUGUAUAUGGCGAAGCGACCACUUGCUAAACAGGCCAGAAUUGCGAAAUAGUAUGUGACCUUACAAGAAAGCUUACGCGUCUUAGUGAAAAUUGAAACAUAAAUUCACGAUGUCUAAUCAACCAGCACAACUUAAAGGAAAUCCGACAUUAAGUGAGACUCAGCAGUCAGUCCAAAGUCAAGAAAAUAACGCGGGAGCACAACAUGUAUCGUCUUUUCAGCAUAGCCCAGAAGGUAUUUACAUGAAUUAUCAACAGGUUCCAAUGUCUGCCACUGCCUCAUCCGGGGCGAAUCAGCAAACGAAUGGGCAGUCAACGAUGCCAUUGCCGCCAAUACAAGGCUAUCCCAUUCAACCAACCAUGAGUAAUGCAAUGUUACAAAGAUAUCCAUUGCAACAUGGUUUGCAAAACGCACCCUAUUUCCAACCACUUGCGUAUAACCCCAACACAACAACUGGUGCAAAUCCAACUAGCGGACCCAUAGUACCACCUAUGCAAAAUUACCAUCAAUACAAUUAUCCUUCAGCAGUGACAAACAUUGAAAACGUCAGUACGAAUCAAGGUCAACACGUUCCAACUCAAGUUCAGGCUCAAAUAUAUCCGCAACUGACUACUCCGUACGGACACAUGCCUUAUGGACAGUAUCCAUACCAAACAGUCCCAAUUUACGCAGCACAUGUACCCGGAUUCGGACACCAGACUGUUCAAGCACAUGGGGCUCCGUUUGGCUAUAUUCAACAACAGCCGCACCAAUUCCCCGUCCCCCUGAUGUAUGGAUACCCGCCUCCAGUACAUGCUACAUCACAACAAAAUAUAAUUCUCCCAAGCCAAAAUAGCAUUCCACUAUCCGGACGAGACCAGUUUGAAACAGAUUUGUAUGGCCAGAAAGAUUCGAUAUCUUCUUAUUCUGAUUCGGAUGGUGAAUCAGUUACUGACAAUACAUCUUUAUAUGUAAAAGGUUUAAAUAACGCAUCGAAGGAUCAAUUAAAAAUAUUCUUUGAAGACGAAGAUGGCGUAGCUGGACAUGUUCGUUCGGUGACCUGCAAUAGUCGAGAGGCAAAAGUUACGUUUCACAGUUCUGCAGAUGUAAAAAGGUUUUACGAAUGGCGGCAAAGAAUGGAGGAAAAUUGUCAGCCAAGAGUUUAGGAAGAAUAAAAGUUCUUGCUUACGAUCCGAGAAGGCACCACAUAGAGUGCGAAGCUACUGAUAUCGACAAAGUUGUCGAAGAUUCCGGUGAAGACAGUCCUGAAGAAAAUGACAAACAGAGUGGGAACAAACUUACGGUAUUGUUAAUUCAGAGAGUGCCUCCCAAAACCACGGACGAAGCUCUCAGACUCUACUUUGAGGCAAAACAUAAAUUGGAACCAACAACUAUUUACAGGGGUGAUGCUGAAGACGCCGUACUUAUGGACUUCCAAACCAGAAUCGAUAUACGGCGCAUUGAAGAUGAUUGCAAAAGGUUCAAGUGUUGUGGCAACGAGUUAAAGGUUGACGUGGUACCGGCCUGUAUUUGGAUCAAGGUGUGGGGAUAUGGCACUGAUACCAGCAUCGACUUGUUAGAAAACUACUUUGAAAACAAGAGAAGGAGCGAUGGUGGCACCGUAGAUAACGUGAGAUUCCUCGAAAAUGAAGACGCAGCAGUUGUUACGUUUAAAUUUGAGUCAGAUGCGCGCGCUGUGUGUGCGAAGUCCCACCAUACUUUGAAAGAAAAGCGAUUACACACCGUAUUGUACCAUGAGCGCCUGUUCCCAACCAGACAAAGGGUUAUUGUUAUUCCAGAACCGAUCGAAAAAGUGGUCGACAACAAGACAAUUGUUCAACUGUUCAGCAAAUCCGACUACUUUGAAGAAUCAUGGAAAGGAGAAUCUAAAGAAAUAUUCGGUAAACUGACGUUUGUAACCGAACAAUCCCUGUUGAAAAUAACAUUGCAUUGCAAUGUUAGCCCAAAGGAAACAGAUGCUUCGCUUAAGGUACAAACGUGGUUGAGUAAUGGCAAAACAUUCUUGGACAACAAAUUGGCUACCAUAGAUGUGGAGUCGAUUGAUAUCGGUGAGAAGGUUUUCAAACAAGUUCGAGAGAAGAUUGGCGAGAUAAAUGUUGCGGAACCACACAAGUUGGUAUUGAAGAUAAAUAAUACCAAUUCUUCAGUAGAUAUCGUAGGAGAAAGGAAAGCAGUUGCUGAUCUCCGUCGUCAAAUAAAGGCUAUUGUCGAGGAGCAACAAUAUACAUUUGAACGAGAUAACAGACAAAUAACUGAACAUGUGGCUCUAAGAGAGCACGAAGUUACGUUGCUAAGACAUCGAGCUGUCAGACAGUCUCUCGAUGCGUCAGACGUCGACGUCAAAAUUGAGGCUGAGGAAAUCAAGUUUACAGGGAAACGUCCAGACGUUCAACUUGCUUUGAAUAAACUUGAUGAUGCAAAGCGUAACAUGAGACAAGUACAGUUGACAGAAUUCCAAGAUAUUGUUAAAGAGCUUCUAGAAAAGGAGGCUGUUAGAUCAUUCGUGGAUAAAGAAAUCGAGAGUACAGGAGUUACAGCGCUUUGGAAAACGACAUCGAACGGCGUAGUUAUGUUCACAUAUUCGUUCAAAAAUGAAGAUAUUGAUCGCGUUAUAGUUAGAUUUAGGUCUCUUCUCCGAUUUAUAACUGUACCGCUUUCAAAAGAUGAGCAUGACGGUCUGCUGAGCACCGAGGGCCAGUCAUUUAAAAAAAGUCUCAAUGAUCAAUUUGAUAUCGUGAUAAGCGUUUCUGACACCAGCCUACAAUAUGCUUGUCUGAAGAAAAAUGCUGAUGAAGUUAGGACGGAAAUCGAGAAGUUCUUACAUAACUUUCGCAAUCAAAUUCAGUUUGUAGAAACUCAUCCAACCAAAUGUAAAGUAUUAAAAAAGUACUGUGCCACAAAGCUUAACGGUAUCGCCAAGAAGAACAAUGUAAAAAUUGAACAAACGUCCCAAGGUCGGAGAUCGGGUUUCGCGAUAUCCGGAACGGCAGAAUGCGUAGAUAAAGCAAACGAGUCUAUGGUUCGACUUGUCCGAAAUGUUAAACAGCUUCGUCUUGAAUACAAAUGGCCUGGGUUUCAAAAGUUCGCUAUGCAAUCGAGCGAGGGUCACAAGGCAAUUGAAAACAUUGAACAAGAAGAGAAAUGCAUAAUCAUAGUUGAGGGUCAGAAUUUUCAGAAUGAACGAAAAUCGACUGAAAAAAUAGCAGUUCAACUUGCUGGUGGAAUCAAACUCAACGUACUGAUGAGAGGGUCAAUAUUUCAAAAGCAGGCCGAUGUUAUAGUGAAUUCAACAAACAGGGAUCUCGACAUGUCAAAGGGAACGAUGUCCAAACAGCUAUUGAAAGAGGCAGGCCAAGGUAUCCAGAUAGAGUGCCAACAGAAAUAUCCAAAAGGUAUUCGGCAUGGUGAGAUUGCUGUGACAUCACCUGGGCGACUGACUUCAUACAAACAGAUAUUUCAUGUUGCACUUCCGCGUUGUCAUGGUGACCAAGACGUAAAGGGUCUACGAAAGUAUGUUCGCACAUGCAUGCACGAGGCCGACAAGAAUGGUGCUCAGACUAUUUGUUUCCCGGCCCUCGGGACAGGCCGUUUGGAAUACCCCGCUGAUGGAGUGGCCAAAACGAUGGAACUUACCAUUCAGAACUUUGGCCAGGAUAACCCUAGCUCGAGCAUCAAAAAGGUUUUCAUCUACAUACAUGAGUCAGAUGAAAAAACGAAGCAAUCGUUUAAGGACCAUUUUGGCAGUCCUGUUGCAGCAGCAACUUCAACAUCAGACCGGAGGUCGAGUGACGGAACAAAUGCAGCCCAGUUGACGGUGUACUUUCACAAGGAGCAGUCGGAGCAGAGAAUCAAAAACAAAAUUGAGAGGCUUCGUCGUAUUGACGAGAUCUUCCUGUCAGCAUCUUUGAUUGAAAAGUUGACAGAGGAAAAGAUGAAAGAAGUGUAUAAAAUCGCAACCCCCAACGAUGUGAAGGUGAAAUGCGAGGACAACAAAAUGAAACUGUUCGGCUACGGAAAGUCAGUGGUUAAGACGAAGUCUGCUCUUCAAGAUUACUUGAAAAAGUUGGACGACGGUCAAUCUGCAUCAGCUGCAGCAGUUCAAUUUCCUCCAACUUGGGGUAAGAUGACAAUUAACGAUGCCCCGAAAAAUGUGCCGCUGGUGGCGGGUAGCACCGAUUACACCACAGUUGCUUCAACAUUUAAAGGCCAGUACGCAGCUGCCAAUAUUGUACAGAUCGAUCGCGUUCAAAACCCACAGCUUUAUAUGCAAUACCUCGCGAAAAAGAAACAAAUUGAGAAGACCUGUAGCCGACCCAAUUGUGAACAGAAGCUGUGGCACGGCACAAGGACUCCUCAGAUUGCGGACAACAUUUGUGCGAAAGGAUUCGACAGAAACUAUAAUUCUGGCGCAUCCAUUGGUGUCGGAGUAUACUUCGCCGUCAAUGCAACCAUGUCGGCCACGGGAUACACCGCCCCUGAUGCUUUAGGCCAGAGGUACAUAUUCUAUGCCGAUGUCCUCACUGGGGACUACACCGUAGGUUCUAGCAAUAUUCGUGUACCACCAGCGAAGGUCCCUGGAAACAACCUGGUGACAUACGAUUCUACCACUAACAAUGUGGCUGCCCCAAGCGUGUUUGUGAUAUUCCACGAUGCACAAGCGUAUCCGACGUAUAAAAUCACGUUUAAGUGAUAAGUUGAUGCUUAGCUAAGCAAAUGCUUAAUGUACAAGAAUCGGAGAAGUCAUCAAAACAAAGGACAAAUCACACCUGAUUUUAAUGAAUAUUAAUCAAACGCUUGAAAAAAUAUUUGAUGCAUAAACAUAACGACAUAAUAUUUUAUCUAAUGUACUAUUAUUAAUAUAUUUUUUCUGUGUUCAUUGCAUUGGUGUUUCUCGUGUAAGGUAAAAUUGAUUUAAUUGAAGUUAAACUGCCAUUUUGUUUUUUGAUUUUCAGAAUAAAUGCUUUUUGGCCAUUCUAUACGUA
Dreissena polymorpha is the source of this 5157-nucleotide messenger RNA. RefSeq names its product protein mono-ADP-ribosyltransferase PARP14-like. The transcript has 18 exons. Gene Ontology annotation, cellular component: cytoplasm; nucleus. Bases 1278 to 4865 code for a protein of 1195 amino acids. The record is from RefSeq and is a predicted model, not a curated record. NCBI's taxonomy places the organism in Eukaryota, Metazoa, Mollusca, Bivalvia, Myida, Dreissenidae. Gene Ontology annotation, biological process: negative regulation of gene expression. Gene Ontology annotation, molecular function: transcription corepressor activity; NAD+ poly-ADP-ribosyltransferase activity.